Messenger RNA from Haliotis rufescens (red abalone), 3399 nucleotides. RefSeq names its product cytochrome P450 3A24-like. Gene Ontology annotation, molecular function: steroid hydroxylase activity; oxidoreductase activity, acting on paired donors, with incorporation or reduction of molecular oxygen; iron ion binding. The coding region runs from base 26 to 1768 and encodes 580 amino acids. The record is from RefSeq and is a predicted model, not a curated record. NCBI's taxonomy places the organism in Eukaryota, Metazoa, Mollusca, Gastropoda, Lepetellida, Haliotidae. The transcript is spliced from 15 exons.
GGUUAAAGUGAUUACAUAGUUUAUUAUGUGCUGGCAGAAAUAUUGUAGCAUUCGUCAUUGUUUGGACGGGCGUGGUGCCAACAGACCAAAGAUCAGAACCUGGGCGAAUCAGGCAUUUGAACUCUCGAACCUAUCAGAGGUCGGUCGACAGAGCCAGGACGGCUUCACAGCCAGGGGAAGGUCGGUCGGUCUGACUUCGGAUUUACUCAGCCGUGAGGACAGUUGUCAACCUGCUAGACACCACACAUUCACCGCAAUGGAGCUUCUGGGUGUUGAUCUAACACUGCCCCUGACUCUACUCGCAGGAUUCCUGGUCUUGGUCUACAUAUAUGGAAAAUGGCGGUUCCGCUUGCUGAAAGACGCUGGUUUUCCCGGUCCGGAACCAGAUAUCUACCUCGGGGAUCUUCGGCGCGUUAUGAGAGAUGGUAUAGAUCUUGAGAACAAGCUUGGCAAGAAGUAUGGAGACGUAUUUGGAGUGUGGUUGGGAGGCUUUCCCAUGGUGAAUGUGUUUGACGUCGACAUCAUUAAGGAAGUUCUGAUAAAAGACUUCAAGAACUUCACUGACAGACUGGUUUUUGAACUGAAUGACUUCCCCUUCUCCACCAAUCUUUUCAAUUCGAGGGGGGAAACAUGGAGGAGACUACGAAACAUCAUAAGCCCAACCUUCAGCGGUGUCAAGCUCCGACGGAUGUGUGCGGGACUUAACACAUGUGCUGGAAAACUAACGGAGAACCUUGCUGCCGUUGCUGAGUCAGGAGAGGCUGUAGUCGUGAAAAAAUACUUUGGUGCUUUCACCAUGGACUCCAUCGCCAGCACUGCUUUUGGCAUCGACACCGACUCCCAAAAUGGCACUGAGAGCGGUUUUCUGAAAGCAGCCAAGAACAUAUUUGAUAAUAAUGUUAUCGGAAACCCCAUCCUGCUCAUCGCAUUGGUUUUCCCUGGUUUACAACCGCUACUUGCAAAACUCGGGUUUUCAACUUUACCGCGCUCAUCCAAGGCGUUUUUUGAGAACAGUGUGAAAGAUAUCAUCAAACAAAGAAGGGAAGAACCAGAGGCUGAUCGACGGCGGAGGGGGGACUUCCUCCAGCUGCUGCUGAACGCUGAGAAUGACGUCACGCAAGACGGAAACACUGACCAAUCACAUAAGAAAAUGUCAACCGAUGAAGUUAUUGGCCAAGCAUUCGUCUUCUUUCUGGCCGGAUACGAAACUACGGCGAGCACCCUCCAGUUCCUUGCAUAUGUCCUGGCAACUCACCCCGACAUUCAGCAGAAGCUGUCUGAAGAGAUAGAUUCAGUCCUUGGGGAUAAAGAUCCGGACUAUGACAGCAUCCAUGAAUUGGUGUACAUGGAUCUCGUGGUCACAGAGACGCUGAGACUGUACCCGAUUGUUCCGGAUGUGGAUCGCUACGUGUCUGAAACAACAACGAUCAAAGGAUGGACGUUUCCAAAGGGUGUCUACAUCAACAUCCCCGUUGUCCAAAUGCACAGGAACCCUGACAUUUAUCCAGAACCCUUAAAGUUCAAACCUGAAAGAUGGGAGAAGAAAUCGGAAAUCAACCCGAUGUAUUAUUUGCCGUUCGGCCAUGGUCCACGUCAGUGUGUGGGAAUGAGGCUUGCCCUGGUGGAGAUCAAGGUCGCACUGGCUCACCUGCUCAAGAAACUCCACUUUGUCCGACUGGCUGAUACCCCGGACGUGUUGACGGAUUUCAAGCCAUUUGAUGUUUUGGCACCAAAGAAGCCGAUCGAGCUGAAAGUGAAAUUCCGCUGAUCGAAAAGCAAUUGGAGACCAAGAUCUGUAGAAGACAGUAACCCAAUGCGCGAAUGUAAAGAUGGAUUUUGUGGCCGUUUUUAGUUAAGUUUAAACAUAUCGUAUUCCCAUGAAAGUAUAUACCGAUCCACGCAAAUGGGAUACGAUGACAUGCCCUUCCUGCUUUUAGUCGCCACUUUCUUGUAUGCUUAUUUACAAUUAACACGUUAAAUGACUAAAGUGAAAGAAUGGGGAUAGAGAAAUAUGUACUUUUACACUACUGUUUUCAUUAUGUAUGUACAUUUCUAAAGAUGUUUUCGUUGACAUGAUGUUAAAGCUGCAUUUCCUAGACAAGACCGGCCUUCCUGAAGCAACCGGUGUACAUUUUAAAUAAUGGCUGUGCUUAUCCCUUGAUCUUGUUCCACAUGCAGUGAGGGAGGAAGGAGUUGCGGUUUUUAACCUAGAGAAAAUAUUAACUACUGUUUAGGUGUCUGCCAAGUGAAAAUACUGCCACAGUUCAUGUAGCUAUGCUAAAUAAAUUCCGAUAACAACCAUUCCGAGGAACAAAAUAGGGAACUGAUUGUGGUUUAACGGUUAUUAACAUUAACCUCUCUAACUACUUCCGACUCCAUAAAGGUCCCGCAAGUGACCAAUGAUGUAAUCCCAUGUUCUUCAUUAUGACCACUUGACUAAACUUUAUUUGUUGAGGCAAUUUCAGACUUAUGAAUUUCAAACACAUUACUUUAACUCUGGUGAGUAGUCUUUUGACGAAAAUGACGUGUAUGGCUUUCCGGCUCCUUUAAUGCCCGACCAAUGACGUGUAUGGCUUUCUGGCUCCUUUCAUGCCCGACCAAUGACGUGUUUGGCUAUCCGGCACCUUUCAUGCCCGGCCAAUGACGUGUAUUGCUUUCUGGCUCCUUUAAUGCCCGGCCAAUGACGUGUAUGGCUUUCUGGCUCCUUUAAUGCCCGGCCAAUGACGUGUAUGCAUUUCUGGCUUCUUUGAUGCUCGGCCAGACAUGGUUGUAUAACGUUGAUCCUGGAUAAAAAGACAUUGCUUGAAAUAGAGACUACACAUUGACUGGCUCCUUUAAUCUCAGGCCAAUGACUUGUUGACGUUGGCCCUUGAUGAACACAUAAAGCUGUAUACAGGGACUAAACUUUGACUUGUUAUUUAAUCCCCGACUAAUGACGUGUUUAUUUGCUUGAUAUAUGUUCUUAUCGCUGUAUUCUUAUUCUAUUAUGUUAUACCAUUUACCUCCAUUUUGCUUAAUUCAGAUUUUAUUAUAUAGGGUGUGAGACGUAAAAAAUGCAAGACAUUAAACUAGACUGACACAUUGCAUAAUAUUUCAUGACAAAGGACAAAUUACUAUUAUGUAAAUAGACUGAAAUAUACCAGUAUACCUAUCAAACGUCGAUUAGUACACACAAACAGGCAGGCAUGCACACGCACACACUCUCAACCUCGCACUCAUGUACAAACACAAGCACGCACGCUCUCAACCUCCAACACCUGUACACACAACCACGGACACUCACACAAUCGCAAUCACACUCACCUUCGACCGCACAUUCAUAAAUAUGUCAACGAUUGGUGAAAGGACUUUUCGAGCUUGCGAAUUCCACGUUGAAACAUUAAACAGAAAUAAAAUAUA